This is a messenger RNA of Octopus bimaculoides (California two-spot octopus), 1795 nucleotides long. RefSeq lists its product as uncharacterized. The record is from RefSeq and is a predicted model, not a curated record. NCBI's taxonomy places the organism in Eukaryota, Metazoa, Mollusca, Cephalopoda, Octopoda, Octopodidae.
ACACGGUAUAGCUGUAUGUUAAGAAGUUUGGUCUCCAACCACAUGGCUUAGGGUGCACUUCGUUGCGUGGAACCUUGAAUAUCUCCUACUAUGGCCUCUAGUCAGGAGGAUGAAAGAACUAAAAAAAGAAGAAAUAAUAUAGGCGCAGGCGUGGCGGUGUGGUAAGAAGCUGGCUUCCCAACAACAUGAUUCCGGUUUCAGUCCCACUGUGUGGCACCUUGGGUAAGUGUCUUCUACUGCAACACCGGGCCGAUCAAAAACCUUGAGUGGAUUUGGUAGACGGAAGCUGAAAGAAGCCCGUCGUGUAUAAACACACACACACAUGUGUGUGCAUGUCUGUGUGUAUGUGUCUGUGUAUUUGUGUUUAUUUCUCACCACCGCUUGACAACCAGUGUUGUUUUGUUUACGUCUCCGUAACUUAGCGGUUCGGCAAUAGAUACUGAUAGAAUAAGUCCGAGGAUUUAAAAAGUAACUACUGGGGUCAAUUCGUUUGAGUAGAAGUUCUUCAACGUGUUGCCCCAGCAUGACCGCAGUCUAAUGAUCGAAACAAAUAAAAGAUAAAUGAAGAAGUAAAGGAAAAAUUGGAUAAUCUAUCCUCGAGUAUUGAGAAAGAAACCUUACUGUGAAAGAUAACUAAAUAUAGUUUCAUUGUUAGGGUUAAAACCAAAAACUUAUGGUUUGUAAACUGAGAAAAGGACUGUGAGAAAUCUUCAAGGAUUGUGAAAACCACCGAUACCAAACUUCCAAGCAAAGGGUGGGUUUUAUAUCAGAAUUAGAAGAGUAAAUAUCCGUUUCGACGCAACUCAGAUGAACAUAUAGAAGAUCAAGGAAAUUAAAAUAUGAGAUGGCAACUAUAGAAGUUAUAAAACAAUAUAACUUAAUAUUGCUGACGUCUUAAAAACUUUAUAAACUUCCGAGGGAAAGUGAAAAAAUUCUUUUUAGGAAUUGUUGAUCUCGAAGUAUAUAAAGCUACAAAUAAAGGGUAAAGACCUCCUUCGGUCAUGAAUGACCAUGGGAUUGCACUUAGAAAGUUCCUCUCCGAGGCACAAGUCUGGGCAAAGUUGUUUAUGGAAGAUUAGCAGUCGCUCAUGCAUACCGGCUUCCCCUCUUCACGCUACCGAUGUUAUCCAAAGGAAAGGCAAAGACUGAUACCGCUUGGAUCUACUGACAUACAAACUCAUUUCUACAGGCUGAAGGUGUCCCAAUGGAGUCUGCCGAGCCAAGCCAAGAUUAUCAGGAAGCAUAUGAUACAAAGAAAUCAUCAACAAGUAUGGUAUCAUUUAAACAAAAACUGUCCAAACCUCGUUGUUGUAAGUGGAUGAGAGAUAAACUUGGUCUAGAUUCUAAUGUCAAAACUUCAUUACUCAAAUCAAGUAAAAACAUAUACUCCUUAUACAAUCUUGUGUCUAAAACACAUGCAGCUAACUACAGCCAGCUUAAUUUGGCCAAAGAUCGUCUGGAGAAGAUUAACGAAACAUACAACAAUAUCAUAAAAGAGAAAGAAAAUAAAGGAGAAGUUAUUACUGCAUUGGAAAAUAAAUUGAACAAUUUGAAUAAUGAAAAGGACAUUUUCGUCAAAUAUAUAAAACAAUUUAGAAAAAGAAAACAAGAACUCAAGGAUGAAGAACAUCGACUGCAACGGAAGCUGGAAUCUCUGAAAACCAUUGAAUUGCGGCCAUUGAAUCUGACGCACAUUCUUGAAGGUUUUUUAGUCGAACAAAUUGGCCUCAGUAAUUAUUGCUUUAAGUCUGGAACAUAUUCUAUCGAUCUUUUAAACCGAAACGCUAUGUUAUAA